UCGCGCCGUUCGUUUGGCAGGGGGAUGAUUUUUAUUUUUAUUUUAUUUUGUUUUUAUUUGAAAACAUAUAGAGAUCCAACAGAAAAUUUAUUAAAAGAAGGGAAAAGCUCGUCCUGGAAUCCAAUUAAUACUGGGGUACAGAAAGGGAGUGGACAAAUUCAGCUAUGGCAGUUUCUCCUCGAACUCCUGUCUGACAGCUCCAACAUUACCUGUAUUGCCUGGGAAGGAACUAAUGGGGAAUUCAAGCUCAUUGACCCAGACGAAGUGGCCAGGCGCUGGGGCGAACGGAAGAGUAAACCCAACAUGAACUACGACAAGCUGAGUCGCGCGCUCCGUUACUACUAUGACAAAAAUAUCAUGACCAAGGUCCACGGAAAACGCUACGCGUACAAGUUCGAUUUUCACGGCCUGGCUCAGGUGUGCCAGCCCUCCUCUACUGAACACGCUCUGUAUAAAUUCCAGAGCAAUUUCGCUCCCAUUCCGUUUUCAGGGAUUUCGAAGCUGAACCUCGUGGCUCCAGGCGUUGGGCCGUCUGGGUUCUCGUACUGGCCGGGUUCUCCACCAACUCUUUACCAUAGCCACAACCUGCAACCCACAGGACCGUUUGGUGCUGUGUCUGCGUCACAUAUCAGCUGCGUUAACAAUAUAAACAAUUUGAAUAAUAUAAAUAACCACUACAACUGAAUGAAUCUCUCUCUAUCUCUCUCUCUCUCUC
Molecule: messenger RNA, 715 nt
Organism: Conger conger (European conger)
Lineage: Eukaryota; Metazoa; Chordata; Actinopteri; Anguilliformes; Congridae
Product: protein FEV
Exons: 3
Coding region: 25-684 (219 amino acids)
Biological process (GO): cell differentiation; regulation of transcription by RNA polymerase II
Cellular component (GO): nucleus
Molecular function (GO): sequence-specific DNA binding; DNA-binding transcription factor activity, RNA polymerase II-specific
Source: RefSeq, a predicted model, not a curated record